AUGGCAUUGAAUCGUCGUCUGGUCAAUGUAAUUUCGACAAAUAAUACGAAAACGACUUGGUCCCGUCAGUCGAUCCUGAGCUGGUGCAAUCAAGUCCUAAGCACCGAUAUUCAAAAGAUCGAUGAUCUGUGCACUGGGGCAGCCUAUUGCUGCCUCAUGGACAUUCUGAUGCCAGACUGUAUUAACCUGAGCAAAGUGAAAUUUAAGUGCUACCUAGAGAACCACUACAUCCACAAUUUAGCCCUGUUGCAACAGUGCUUCAACAAACUAAAGAUCAACAAGAGUAUUCCAAUCCAUAAGCUGGUCAGGGGCAAAUUCCAGGACAAUUACGAGUUCGCUGUAUGGUUCCGUUUGUUCUUUGAGGCCAACUUCCAUAAAUUGCCUGAGGGCUACGAUGCCAUGGUCAGGCGCAACUAUCAGACAUUCACCAAGGACCUGAAGUCCUCCAUGCAGAAGGUCCAGCGUGCUGACACGACCGUCGCCAUCACACCAAAGGGGGCUCGCGAACGCGGCCACUCCCGUGAUCCGAACAUGACGGAGCAGACGGUCCGUGUGGCGCCCAUAACGGGUAUAGCCAGAGCCCGAGCCAUUGGCGGGCAAUCGACAAACUUGAAUCGAGGUUAA
Messenger RNA from Drosophila arizonae, 624 nucleotides. Its product is annotated as microtubule-associated protein RP/EB family member 2-like. Gene Ontology annotation, molecular function: microtubule binding. Lineage: Eukaryota; Metazoa; Arthropoda; Insecta; Diptera; Drosophilidae. The record is from RefSeq and is a predicted model, not a curated record.